This is a messenger RNA of Myotis davidii, 790 nucleotides long. Its product is annotated as PRAME family member 12-like. The transcript has a single exon. Gene Ontology annotation, cellular component: cytoplasm. Bases 28 to 783 code for a protein of 251 amino acids. The record is from RefSeq and is a predicted model, not a curated record. NCBI's taxonomy places the organism in Eukaryota, Metazoa, Chordata, Mammalia, Chiroptera, Vespertilionidae.
CGAUCCUUUUCCCAAUUCCUCUCUCAGAUGCUCAGGCUGCGGCACCUCAAGAAGCUCUACUUGGAAUCUCCCUCCUUCCUCCGAGGCCGUCUGGACCAGAUGCUCAGGUGCCUGCAGACCCCCUUGGACAAACUCUCCAUAUGGUUUUGCUCGCAGCUGACACAUUCAGACCUGACACACCUGUUCCAGUGCCCGAACCUCAGGCAGCUGAAGUCCCUGCAUCUGUAUGGUGCCAACCUCGCCAGUUUUAGUCCCGAACCCCUCGGAGCUCUGCUGGAGGCAGUGGCACCCACCCUCCAGGACCUGCGCCUGGAUAACUGUGGGAUGGCGGCCUCCCAAGUCGAGGCCAUCCUGCCUGUCCUGAGCCGCUGCCACCAGCUCAGGGACUUCACCAUCUCUGAGAACCACUUCUCCGUGGCCACCGUGGAGAAGCUGCUGCGCCACACAGCCGGGCUGCGCAGUUUAGAGCGCGAGCUGUACCCCGUCCCCCUGGAGUGUUACAGGACCCAAGGGACUGUGGACCAGGAGAGAGUUGCCCUGAUCCGGGCGGAGCUCACGGGGACACUGAGGGAGUUAGGACAACCCAGGACCAUCCGUCUUGUCACCAAGUACUAUAGCUCUUGGGAGGUUUAUGACGUGGCAUUUUCAGGACAUGGUGCCGGAGACUAUUUAUUGUCUUCACUAGCUGAGCAUAGAGGAGACCCCCAAAAGUUAGUGACCUUUGAAGCCCUAGCAAAGGUCAGGGCUGUGCACCACCCAGUUAAUCUAGAUGAUGGUAGCUGAAGCAUCA